Molecule: messenger RNA, 2913 nt
Organism: Peromyscus maniculatus bairdii (prairie deer mouse)
Lineage: Eukaryota; Metazoa; Chordata; Mammalia; Rodentia; Cricetidae
Source: RefSeq, a predicted model, not a curated record
AAGAUGGCUGGGGGUGAGGUUGGAGUGACUCUCGGGCAGCCACAUCUUUCCCGACAGGAUCUCGCCACAUUGGAUGUCACCAAGUUGACACCACUUUCACAUGAAGUUAUCAGCAGACAAGCUACAAUUAAUAUUGGUACAAUUGGUCAUGUAGCUCAUGGGAAGUCCACUGUGGUAAAGGCUAUUUCUGGAGUUCACACCGUCAGAUUCAAAACUGAACUAGAAAGAAAUAUUACCAUCAAGCUUGGAUAUGCUAAUGCUAAGAUUUAUAAACUUGAUGACCCAAGUUGUCCUAGAUCAGAAUGUUACAGGUCAUGCGGAAGUAGUACACCAGACGAGUUUCCUACUGACAUUCCAGGGACCAAAGGGAACUUCAAACUAGUCAGGCAUGUUUCCUUUGUUGACUGUCCUGGCCAUGAUAUUUUGAUGGCUACGAUGCUGAACAGCGCAGCAAUGAUGGACGCAGCUCUUCUGUUGAUAGCUGGUAAUGAAUCUUGUCCUCAGCCUCAGACUUCUGAACACCUGGCUGCCAUAGAAAUCAUGAAACUCAAGCAUAUUUUGAUCUUACAAAAUAAAAUUGAUCUGGUAAAAGAAAGUCAGGCUAAGGAACAAUAUGAGCAGAUUCUUGCAUUUGUACAAGGAACAGUAGCAGAAGGAGCACCAAUUAUUCCAAUUUCUGCUCAGCUGAAAUAUAAUAUUGAAGUUGUCUGUGAGUACAUAGUGAAGAAAAUACCAGUGCCCCCAAGAGACUUUACUUCAGAACCCCGUCUCAUUGUUAUCAGGUCAUUUGAUGUCAACAAACCUGGCUGUGAAGUUGAUGACCUUAAGGGAGGUGUAGCUGGUGGUAGUAUUCUAAAAGGAGUGUUAAAGGUAGGCCAGGAGAUAGAAGUGAGGCCUGGUAUUGUUUCCAAAGAUAGUGAAGGAAAACUCAUGUGUAAACCAAUCUUUUCCAAAAUUGUAUCACUUUUUGCGGCAGGUGGCCUCAUUGGAGUUGACACAAAGAUUGACCCCACUUUGUGCAGAGCUGACAGAAUGGUGGGACAAGUGCUUGGUGCAGUUGGAGCUUUGCCUGAAAUAUUCACAGAACUGGAAAUUUCCUAUUUCCUGCUUAGACGUCUUCUGGGCAUCCGAACUGAAGGAGACAAGAAAGCAGCAAAGGUCCAAGAGCUGUCUAAGAAUGAAGUGCUUAUGGUCAACAUAGGAUCCCUGUCAACGGGAGGAAGAGUUAGUGCCGUCAAGGCUGAUUUGGGCAAGAUUGUUUUGACUAAUCCUGUGUGCACAGAAGUGGGAGAAAAAAUUGCCCUUAGCCGAAGAGUUGAGAAACAUUGGCGUUUAAUUGGUUGGGGUCAGAUAAGAAGAGGAGUGACCAUUAAGCCAACUGUAGAUGAUGACUGAAGAAUCCAAGUUAAACAAUGCCUUGGAUGGAAUUGGGAUUUCUUUUAAUGUCUAGGGGUAUAUUUUCAAAGCAAUACUAGGGAAUUAAUUUCGUAGCUCAUUACCUUAGAAGUAGCUGUAAGAAUAUUCUCAUUUUGGUGAUGAAUUCAACCUCAACUUCUAAUAUAGGGCCUACAAGUAAAUGUUAAAGUACAUACUAUAUUGGGUUAAAUCUACAUUUUAGCAGAAGUUAAACAUUCCAAAAUGAUGUCUGAUUUGUCAAUGAGUGAAAGUUUGAAGUGAAACUUCACUACAACCAGCCUUUGCUAUAGCACACAUAUCAUGAACCUCUCUAAAAUGAAAUGGUCUCUUCAUGAUUUUAUCCAGGAGUGGCUCCAUGGUGAAGGACAGUUGUUGCUGUCAAAAACAAGGGCCCACACUUUCCGUGACCCACUCCCUUUAUUUGGUCUUCUGUUAUCUGAAAUUGGAAGGGAAGGAAGACCAGUGAGCUCAAAUGAGCAAGGCUCUUAGAAAUUGAGUGCUCAGUCCCUUGCCACAGGUGACCCUUUGCUCUUAGCUUUUUCCGGGAUGGGACCAGGGCAAUCCAGCACCAGAAGGUCUCACCCUCUUCCAGUGCCCUGAGACUGUGUCUUUCUUAUUUACGCCUAAAAAUCUCAGUCUUCCCUCAGCAAAAAAUAGUAUUAUAAUGAUGGAUGAUAAAUGAUAGUUGACAAGGUUCUGUCCAGGUUGUGUUUUCUGGGGUCUUUGUUUUAGUAACAGAGUCUCCUGCAUGAUGAACAAGCACCCUACUGCUGACUACUGCCCCUAGCUGUAGUAGUUGGUAGGAUUAUGGUGUAAAUUAUGCUAUUAGUAAUCUUUGAGCCUUAGAAGAGAUAAAGACUGUUCAAAAGUAGAGUGUGUUGGUUCUAAGUCUAUCCCCCACGUGCCUGCAAUUUUCCUGUGCUGUGCUUUUGAAUUAAUCGUGAUUUUGCUUAAUUAGAUGUUCUGUUAGAGCAGUGAUUUCCAACUCUAGCUGUCAUGAGAAUUGCUGGGGAAUUAAAAAAAAAAAAAGGCUAGGCAGUGGUAGUGGUGGUAGUGCAUAACUUUAAUCCCAGCACUAUGGAGGCAGAAGCAGCUAGCCUGGUCUACAGAGCGAGUUCCAGGACGGCCAGGGCUACACAGAAAAACCCUGUCUCUAAAAACUUGGCAGGGAGCAACUCCCCAGUGUUGAGAAUGAAGUUUAAGGGGUUGAGAAAUACACAUACUGAAUAAUGUCACUGGCUUUUGGUAGUUUGAUAUUUGAUACUCUUGUUUGCUUUUCUUUUGAUUUGCAUAAAAAUGGGAUUUAAUUCCACAAUUACUGUGUUGUGAUCUUUUGCAUACUGAAGCUGCCUUAUAGAGGUGUAGGACUGUGGCUGUGAGUUUUUAAGAGUUUUGAGGAAACUGUUGACGUUACAUAUUUGAUUGACUCUGAAGGGUUGUAUUGUAGCAUGAAGAACACAUUUAAAUAAAACAAGGUUCUGAGUCAAGCAUUAAUUU